UUGCUGACCAGCAGAGAAGAGAGAAGCUGAGGAAGAAGAUAGCCAGGUGUGAGGAGGAAAUGAGCGUGGGUAAAGCUGCCUCCCGAGCCAGCUCAAGAGAGAGCGGAAGGCUGCUGCCAUCCUCCUUUGGAAAGGGUUUCUUGGAAGCAGAAGACAAAGACCAUCUCUUCCCCUGUGCUGAGCAGACACAGUACCUAUCCAGAGCGCCGUCUCCUUACGGCCAGCACGGCCUGGUGCACACCAGUCCAGGAAAACACACCAGAAAACAUUCUCGGAACACACCCAGUGGAUGCAACUCAAGCUCAAGCGUCAGCACAUCGAGCAUACCGAGAAAACGCUCUGGACUUUCCUGCAGCUCCUCCACCGAUAGUUUUGUGAGCACUGGUCGUUCCCAGAGGCAUCGAGGAAGCAGCUCCAAAGCAUACAGUGGGGAUCUCCUGGACAGGCACUCCGAGUUCUUUACUGGUAGCCGAAAACCUUUCACUCCACGCACCUUAAUAUCAGAUGCGAAGUCUUUCCUGUCGGAGUACAGGUAUUACACGCCUGCUCGAAGGAAGACGAGAAACCACUGCAAGCAGCACGUGGAAGCUCAGACGCAGACUGAUGUGAUCAGCUUCCCAUCUGCAGACAGAGCAUCUGGGAGAAGAGCUGUGACUGAAGGGCAGAAGAGCACACGGAAGGCUGCAGACAGAAGAUGCACUGUGGAUGAGCGGGAUAGAGGAGUAGCUGCUUUUCCAUACUCCUUCCUAAGAGAGACACCGUUUUAUUCUCAGCAGCCUUCAGCGAGGAGGACUGUCGGGGCCGAAGAAGAAGUGUUAUAUUUAGCUUUCAUCGAAGACAUAACAAGUGAGAUUCUGAGCCUCGGGCUGUUUUCUAACAG
Messenger RNA from Mesitornis unicolor (brown roatelo), 880 nucleotides. It is a transcript of the gene SPATA7, whose product is annotated as spermatogenesis associated 7. The record is from RefSeq and is a predicted model, not a curated record. The annotation marks the transcript as partial. The transcript is spliced from 6 exons. Gene Ontology annotation, cellular component: rod photoreceptor outer segment; axoneme; ciliary basal body. Gene Ontology annotation, biological process: protein localization to photoreceptor outer segment; microtubule cytoskeleton organization; protein localization to photoreceptor connecting cilium. Lineage: Eukaryota; Metazoa; Chordata; Aves; Mesitornithiformes; Mesitornithidae.